AUGCAUAUAAAAUUUUCAUUUAUGUAUCAUCUUACAGGUGACAAGAAGUUAAAGCUUCCAUUUUCCUACUCAGUGAAAGGAUGUUGCAGGAUCUCACACAAUUCCAACAUCUCUAAGUUCCAAGUCUCUGAGUUCAUUCUGAUGGGAUUCCCAGGCAUUCACGCCUGGCAGCACUGGCUCUCCCUGCCCCUGGCUCUGCUCUACCUCUUAGCUCUCACUGCCAACAUCCUUAUCCUGGUGACCAUCAAACAAGAGGCCACACUGCGCCAACCUAUGUACUAUUUCCUGGGGAUCCUGGCUGUGGUAGACAUGGGACUGGCCACCACCAUCAUGCCCAAGAUUUUGGCCAUCUUAUGGUUCAGUGCUAAGGCCAUCAGUCUCCCUGAGUGCUUUGCUCAGAUGUAUGCCGUACAUUGCUUUGUGACCAUGGAGUCAGGUAUCUUUGUCUGCAUGGCUAUAGACAGAUAUGUAGCCAUUUGCAGACCUCUACACUAUCCAUCAAUAAUUACUGAAUCUUUUGUUGUCAAGACAACUGUGGUCAUGGCACUCAGAAAUACCCUAACUACCAUCCCAGUGCCUGUGUUGGCUGCACAGAGGCACUACUGCUCACAGAACCAAAUUGAGCACUGCCUGUGUACUAAUCUUGGAGUCACUCGCUUAUCCUGUGAUGACAGGACAAUCAACAGCAUCUACCAGCUAUUUCUGGCCUGGAUGAUGAUGGGGAGUGACCUGGGUUUGAUUUUCUUGUCAUAUUCUUUGAUUCUUCACUCGGUGCUAAAGCUGAACUCAGCAGAAGCUGCAUCCAAAGCCCUAAGUACCUGCACUUCUCACCUCAUCCUAAUUUUGUUCUUUUACACUAUCAUUGUUGUCAUUUCCAUCACCCAUAGUGCAGCCAUGACGGUUCCCCUCAUCCCAGUUCUACUCAAUGUACUACACAAUGUCAUUCCUCCUGCCCUCAACCCCAUGGUGUAUGCACUCAAGAACAAGGAGCUCAGGCAGGGCUUGUAUAAGGUCCUGAAGCUGGACAACAAGGNAACAUCAAGG
This is a messenger RNA of Ailuropoda melanoleuca (giant panda), 1044 nucleotides long. Its product is annotated as putative olfactory receptor 56B2. Lineage: Eukaryota; Metazoa; Chordata; Mammalia; Carnivora; Ursidae. Gene Ontology annotation, molecular function: G protein-coupled receptor activity; olfactory receptor activity. The transcript has 2 exons. Gene Ontology annotation, biological process: G protein-coupled receptor signaling pathway. The annotation marks the transcript as partial. Gene Ontology annotation, cellular component: plasma membrane. The record is from RefSeq and is a predicted model, not a curated record.